AGCGACGGAACAGUGAGACUACUUCCGCUAAUAACAAAACUGCUAGCCCGAAUGGAUCUGAAGUGUUUUGUUUGUUCUUAGCUUUAGCGCGCAUCUAAAAACGGACCAUAUGUUAGUGGAUUACCCUGAAGACCCACAUAUAAGUAUUUUACAACUGACCCAAUGUGUAGCUGCCUGAACUGCUGAACGCUAUAAAACAAUCCACCUGCUGUUAGCUUACAUGCUAACGCAGCGGUUGCUUUAGCACGUCGGUUGAUAUUAGUUCGUUGUUAUCCGUUAUAAACAUGACCUGAGACUGACGGUCACUCAGAUCGAAAGUUGUAACCAUUUAUAGACGCAUCUGAUUUCCACACCAGACAGCUUUCUGACCAGAUUUUACACACUCUACAGAUUAGCAAAAAUGAAGAUGUUUUCAGUAGCACACAAGACGGUCUUCGUGGUGGACCACUGUCCCUACAUGGCCGAGUCCAGUCGUCAGCAGGUGGAGUGUGACGUGCUAACGAAGAGCCGAGCGCAAGGGGUCAUUCCUCUGGCCCCCGUGUCCAAGUCCCUGUGGACCUGCGCCGUGGAGUGCUCCAUGGAGUACUGCAGGAUCCUCUUCGAUGUUUACCCAAAGGACAAGCUGGUGAAUUACAUUGUGAGUGACUCAGAGUUCCACAUAUUAAACACAUGGAGGCGAGAAGAUCAGAGCACCCAUGAACUAAUGUCGGCUCUGGCAGCUGUCGGGCCGCCAAAUCCACGCGAGGACCCGGAAUGCUGCAGCAUCUUGCACGGCCUGGUCGCUGCCGUGGAGGCGCUGUGCAAGAUCACGGAGCUGCAGCAUGAGAAGCGCACGGCUUUAAUGGACACAGCGGAGAGAGUGGCCAACAGAGGGCGAAUUAUCUGCUUAACUAACGCUAAAAGUGAUACUCAUGUGCGGAUGUUGGAGGACUGCAUCCAGGAAACCAUUUCAGAACAAAACAAGCUGGCAGCAGGCUCCGACAGGUUGAUGGCCAUCCAGCAGUGUGAUCUGGUUCUAGUUCACAUCUACCCACAGGGGGAGGAAACACUGGUGUCGGACCGACCCAAGAAAGAGAUCUCCCCGCUGCUCACUAGUGAAGUUUACAGCGUGCGUGCUGGGAGACAUCUGGCUUCUAAACUCAACAUUCUGGUCCAGCAGCACUUUGACUUGGCCUCCACCACCAUAACAAACAUCCCCAUGAAGGAGGAGCAGCAUGCCAACACAUCAGCGAAUUAUGACGUGGAGCUCCUGCAUCACCGAGACGCACACAUUGAGUUCUUUAAAAGCGGGGACUUGCACAUGGCGGGAACAAGCACUAGAGAAAACGGAGUGAAAGAGACGAUGACGCUGAAAUGGUGCACACCCCGGACGAACAGCAUCGAACUGCAUUACUGCACAGGAGCCUACCGCAUCUCCCCUACAGACGUAAACAGUCGUCCAUCGUCAUGCCUGACAAACUUUCUUCUUAACGGGAGGUCAGUGUUACUAGAGCAGCCUAGAAAGUCGGGGUCAAAGGUCAUCAGCCACAUGCUCAGCAGCCACGGAGGCGAGAUCUUCCUGCAUGUCCUCAACAGCAACCGCUCCACCCUGGAGGACCCGCCCUCCAUCAGCGAGGGCUGCGGCGGCCGAGUGACGGACUACAGAAUCACCGACUUUGGUGAAUUUAUGAGGGACAACCGGCUCACCCCUGUGGCGGAGUCUUCUCAUGAUCCGUCAGGGAAACUGCCGGUAGAACGGGCCAAAGCUCAGCUGGAACGUUACACCAGAUACUGGCCAAUGAUCAUCUCCCAGACUACCAUCUUCAACAUGCAGGCGGUGGUGCCGUUGGCUAACCUCAUAGUGAAAGAGGUUCUCACUGAGGAGGACUUGCUAACCUGCCAGAAAACCAUCUACAACCUGGUUGACAUGGAGAGGAAGAACGACCCGCUCCCCAUUUCUACAGUCGGAUCCAGAGGCAAAGGCCCCAAGAGGGAUGAGCAGUACCGCAUCAUGUGGAACGAGCUGGAAACGCUGGUGAAGACGCACGCCGGCGCCACCGACAGGCACCAAAGAGUUCUGGACUGCAUCGUCGCCUGCCGCAGCAAACCUCCAGAGGAAGAGGAGAGGAAGAAGAGAGGGAGGAAGAGGGAAGAGAGGGAGGACAGGACAGAGAAAAAUGGCAGCAAAGAGGCAGAAGAUAAAAGCUGGCAGGAAUCUGAAAGACUAAAGGGUUUGCUGGAGAAGGAGGAUCAGGAAUCCGAAGUGAUCAAAGAUUCCCCGGACUCACCGGAGCCGCUCAACAAGAAGCCUCGCCUGAUCUCAGAGGACGUUCAGCCUCCAGAGAGAGCAAAAGGUCCUGCCACACUCCUCAGCAUGUGGACCAAUCGGAUCACUGUGGCCAAUUCUAGGAAGCACCAGGAGUUUUUUGGAAGAGCAAGCUCGGUGAACAGCAAGUUCGAGUUGUACCAGCACCUGAAGGAGGAGAACGGGAUGGAUGCCCAUGAAAAUGGAAAAGCUACCAGAUGAUCGUCCAGUUGAUCCGUUUCUCUGGCGAAGACUCUGACGUUCUCCAAUACAGACAAUAACUGAAUUGGAUGGUGAAUUGUAACAAUAAAUUUCAAAUUUUUUACGCAUCAUUUUGUAGAUAUGGUCUUUACAUACGGUAUUAUUCAAUAAAAGCUGUCUGUAGGAAA
Gambusia affinis (western mosquitofish) is the source of this 2673-nucleotide messenger RNA. RefSeq names its product integrator complex subunit 13 (gene ints13). Gene Ontology annotation, biological process: centrosome localization; regulation of mitotic cell cycle. Gene Ontology annotation, cellular component: integrator complex. The transcript is spliced from 17 exons. NCBI's taxonomy places the organism in Eukaryota, Metazoa, Chordata, Actinopteri, Cyprinodontiformes, Poeciliidae. The coding region runs from base 401 to 2506 and encodes 701 amino acids. The record is from RefSeq and is a predicted model, not a curated record.